Plasmodium vivax (malaria parasite P. vivax) is the source of this 1462-nucleotide messenger RNA. RefSeq lists its product as hypothetical. The record is from RefSeq and is a predicted model, not a curated record. The transcript has 2 exons. NCBI's taxonomy places the organism in Eukaryota, Apicomplexa, Aconoidasida, Haemosporida, Plasmodiidae. The coding region runs from base 131 to 1462 and encodes 443 amino acids.
GAAGUUCCCACGCAGUCGAUUUGCACAUAAAGACGAAGCGGUUAAAAUUAAAGGGAGAGAAGAACCCACCCAGUGGGGAGAACCCCAUUCAGGUGAAAACGCCAAGGUGAGAUGUGGCACACUGGUUGGGAUGAGCAAACUACGAAAGAUAUACGAAAGGAGCGACGACUACCAUGUGCGUAGUGGUAAGCGGCAUGCUCCAUUCCACGGGGAUGAUGGUCACAUGGCUAAGACGGGAAAGGGCACCAAACAGGAGCACCAGUCAAACGGGGUUGCUCCGAUAAGCAGAUACGCCAUCGAAGGGGGGGAAGACCCUCCAGAUGUGAACCCCCCCAGUGGGAACAAACUUUGCCAAGUAAAGUACCUACGGCAAGUAAAAUUCCUGUGCCAAGCGAAGGGCUACGACCUCAAAAGAAUAAGCCUCAUGUUGAGUGCCAAAAGGGUAAAUCACGUUUUCCACGAUAGGGACACCAUCUUGUGUGCCUUUUUAACGCCAGAAAAAAGUGCCAAGUAUUUCUUCAGCUUUAAGGACCUAGGGAACGUGGCAAAUUUUAACUUGAUGAGAGACGUCACUCCUUCGGACGCAGAAUACAUCGUCUUCAUCUUUAUCAAUGGGUCGGUGGUCAUAUGGGACAACUUCCCGAACGGUGGCAGAAACGACGUGUUCAUUAAUAAGGUCAUCAUGUUUUUAAAUUCAUUCUCCGAUGAGUUGCUGCCCGUGCACGUGGUGCAGGAGGACACCAUGUAUUACCAUGAGUGGGGGGGGUUAGCGGCACCAUCCGAGGGGUUGGCAGCAGCGUCAGCGGGGGUAGAAGCACCAUCGGGGGGGUUAGAAGCACCAUCGGGGGGGUUAGAAGCACCGUCGGAUGGGUUAGCAGCACCGAUGAAGAGCUUCUCUCCAACUUCGGAUGGGUUAGCAGCACCGGUGACGAGCUCCCCCCCACCGUUGGAGGGCUUCCCCCUGAUCAGCGGGGGAGUGAUCCGCCUGCGCAGCGGCUCCCUGGAACAGAAGCUCACCGUGUCGUUCGCCCUCUCGCAGUCCAUUCGCCUCGACGUGCACGAAAUGCUCAUGGACAUCACCAUCAACAAGCUCUUCAUCGUAUCGAAGCAGAUUGCCAGUCGGGGCACCUGCACCAUGUCCAAUCAGGAGGUCUCCAGGAUGCUGGACGUUUACUCUAGCAUAAUUAACGUCAACGCGGUGCAGGACUUCCUCGACGUCCCGGAGUACUUCUGGAACAAAGUGCAGUACGAGCACGCGUGGUUCGAGAUCUACACCUACCUGGAGAUCCCCGAGCGGAUCGGAAUCCUGAACAAGCGGUACAACUACUACAAGGACUUCCUGAAGGCGAUAAAGACGGAGGUGUAUAACGAGAAGACGUUCCAGACCUACCGGGUGAUCGUCCUGCUGCUCUUCAUCCACGUGUGCGCGCUGAUCGUCAACGAUUUGUUCUUCGCCCAGUGA